Entamoeba invadens IP1 is the source of this 2151-nucleotide messenger RNA. RefSeq lists its product as hypothetical. The record is from RefSeq and is a predicted model, not a curated record. The coding region runs from base 1 to 2151 and encodes 716 amino acids. Gene Ontology annotation, molecular function: sequence-specific DNA binding; DNA-binding transcription factor activity. The transcript is spliced from 3 exons. NCBI's taxonomy places the organism in Eukaryota, Evosea, Mastigamoebida, Endamoebidae. Gene Ontology annotation, biological process: protein autoprocessing; positive regulation of DNA-templated transcription. Gene Ontology annotation, cellular component: nucleus; endoplasmic reticulum membrane.
AUGAGUGGGAAGCAAGAACUUCUUUUAGUCGAGAGCUCGUCAAUUCCACGGACUGAGCAAAUGCGAAAGAAGAACUGGGUAUGUGUGUAUCCAGGUUGCAACGUGUGUCCAAAGAGUCGAUACAAUUUAACCGCACACGUGUGGGAUGCCCAUUUAAGAGAGGAGUGUUCAAAGCCUGGGAAUAAUCCGAAUAACUUGGCAUUAACAACUUUUAAAUUGUGUCCACAGAAAGAAAUAGUUAAAAAGAUGUGUCAACAAUAUAUGGUGAAAAUGGUCGACAAAUUACCGCCCGACAAAAGUUAUUCGAAAGAUUCAAAAGUCUUGAAACUGGCGAAUAACGUGAAUGUUGUGUCGAACAACAUUUUGUGUAACAAAUAUAACACCGCAACAAAUUCCCCACAAAAUGAUUACCCGUUUGCUUUUAAUGUGUCAAAUGAAGCGGAAACAACAUCAAAUGAAAUGUCCGAGAAACAUCACUUGGUACUUACACCACCAAAUUCAGUGACAAAUGACAUCCAAUAUGUCUCACAACAUUCACAAGAAGUACUACAAAAUGUGAAUCUUGCGCCCGUCACACAAAUCACAAGAAAUAUUGCAAAAGUGCACAAUGUGACUCCAAUCACAAAUUUCACAAGCGUCACAAAAUCACAACAGAAUGAAAUGACACCACAAACACUCAAUUACAAUUUGUACGCACAAAAUCAAAAUAUCUACGCGCCACAAGCUUUCGAUCCAAAAGAAGACUUCAUCCGCAUCGAAACAUUAUCUUCACAAAUGAAACAAUUACACAUCUUCGGCGAGAUCUUUGCCGAGAACGGCUUUUUAGUGCGUUCGGACAUGCGUUCCAAAACGAACAUCACUGCGAUCAAAAGUGCAUUAGAAAGUAUUAUGUCACUCAGCGGAGUCACCUAUUCUUAUAAAGACGAUUUAAAUAACAGGAAAUAUGGGUUUAUAGCUCAAGAAGUCGAGAAGAUCAUUCCCGACUUGGUUACUAAAGAUGACACGGGAAACCUCUCAGUCGAUUAUUUGGGAGUCCUCCCAGUCUUACUGGAAUCACUCAAACAAAUUCGACGAAACGUCUCGUUCACGCGAAACGAGAAGGAUAAAAUCAUUAAUGAACGAGUCAGUGAUGCAAUCAGUGAAUUAGAAGCUAUUAUUAGAAGUGAAGAAAAAGAGAAGAUCGACAAUGCGGAAAAAUUCAAAAAUUGGAAGACGGACGCUCUGCAUUUAUUUGGGCCGGUUCCUAUUCUUUUAUUGGGUUGUAUAGUAAGUUCUUUAGUUAGUAUUUUCGUCCCUGUUGUGUUUGGGUCGAUGUAUUUUGUGAUUUGUGGCUGUUUUCUCUUUACUAUCGUUUUGUGGGUCUUUGUCAUUUGUAACAAAAACGAAAUCAUGCAAUUCCUCGGAAGAAAAAAAUAUCUUCCUCUUGGCGUUUUUCAAUGUGAAAAAUUCAAACUAUCGCAUUACGUCAUGUGGUUCUUCGUCUUCUCCUAUUUUUUUAUCGCAAUAAUUCUAUCGACUUGUUUCGGUAUUAAAGUGUCGCUCUUCGCAAUCAUCUAUCUCAUUCUGGCUUUUGUCGCUACAGUCGGGUGCUAUUUUGUCGCAAAGGCUGGAAUAAAGUUCGGAUUUAGAUUCGAAUUCUCUAUUAUCGUUCUGGCACUCUAUCAAAUCAUCGCAAUCCUCGUUCUCAUUUUACUUGCAGUCUAUCAACCGUUUCUUGAAUUGGAGGUGGCGAACAAGUCGUACUACACCGUCUCUGUGACAGAGAACGAGGAAGUUUCACACAUCUUAAUGCCAAAAGUCCCGUGGAAUUGUUUUAGUCCAACGAUUAAAACGACCCCAAACCUUCCUGAUGGUCUUGAGUUCUCAAUAUCACAAAAACUCUUUUCUUUACCCGCGCCAGUGUUGAGUGGAAACUCGUCCAGGGAAUUUGUUUCACAAGUCUUCGAAGUGCAACUUUUGUGCAAUCGAAUAGUUGCUAUAAACUAUCCAAGUUUAACUAUUACAAGUUGCUCAAGAAAUACAGACCCGACACAGUGUGCCAUGAACUCAUGUGGGUACUGCAAAGCUUCAACAAACGCGUUUUGUGGAAUUUGUGGAAAAGCUUUUGAGUCUUCAUGUAUCAAAAUAGCUGGGAAAGUGUCGGGAUGUUGA